Messenger RNA from Amoebophrya sp. A25, 386 nucleotides. Lineage: Eukaryota; Dinophyceae; Syndiniales; Amoebophryaceae. The record is from the annotation of a GenBank genome assembly.
ACAAGGCAGAUCCGAACAAUGUCAAGACAGCUGUUACACUUUCUCACAUGAAGAGUAUGUUUCAGGGUGCGGAAGGUGAUGUAGAAAGGAAACAGGAGGCUAGAGAUGCUAGUCAGCGUGACGACGAUCUUCCAGCUACAGAUGCAGAUGAAGCUAUUGGAGGAGAACAGUCUUCAAAUCUCUGUGCACCUCGUAGUAAGCCCACGGAAACUCAAACAGCAGAUGGCUGCCCUACAGGUUUGCAAUCAACCGCAAGAGGUUCUGCCAUUGACGAAAAAGAUCGUGAAGCGGCCUUUCACUCGAACGACGAGUUAUCUUCUACUCCGGCAAGAGUGUCAGCUGUCAGUGUCACCAACAGGAAUCCAGCCUUCUGUCUUCUGAUUUCU